CUUCUUCUCCUUCAUCUUCAAUCAUUGUCGCAUCAAUUACCAAGAUCUAUCUGGAGCGCCGGCGGCCUUUACACAAUUCUAUGACUUUGUCGCCGCCGCUUGGCCUAGCCUCGCAGUUGUGAUAACAUCUCCGACUGAUCGAUCGCCCUUCUUUCAGCUCUGUUCAAUCAUCUACAUCUUCGAGAUGGAAUUUAUUGCGCAGUCGCCCGCCUCCGUUCUCCCAAGAAUCACAAGCCCUUUGCUAUCACCACCGGACGCAGCCGACAGCCGAUUUCACUCGCAUUUCUAUCUUAUCUGAUAAGCUUGUGGUUGGCCGACGGCUCAUGGCCGAGCACAACUUCAGCACGCAUAUCUGCUAGCAAACUGUGGCGUACAAUGCAUGCACCCUGGAGAUAAACUGGGACGAGUUGGAUGGUUGAAUUCCGACGGUCACUCCAAAUUGGUGCCAUCUCCUUGACAGAGUCAUCCGAUUUCGCAAACUGAUUACCUAUCAAGCCGUAGUUUGAAGCUCAGCACGAUAUCCAGCAAAGUUCAGCUGGUGCUGUCCCAGCUCAUGCUGGGUUUAUCAUCACAGUCCUGGCCAUGAUAGACAGCCGAAGUCGCUUAUUCCGUGGCGAUGGGUGACAACCCCAGACGAUGCGCCGAUGCGCUAUCUCACCCCUCCUCGAUUCGAACCCAGCCCAAUGGUUGCGACAGGCCGUACUCCUAUGUUCGUCCCCCACGUCCCGAGGUGCACCUCCAAUACCGGUUCCCCGACCGGCCGGCCUGAUAACAAUCCAACUCUAUUCAUGCCAGCUCCCCAUCGUGGAAUCUGGGGUUGCAUAUUUAAAGGAGCGAUUGUACGCCAUCAUGUCACCAAUAUCAGGCUUCAGAUUAGCAUCGCAUGUUUUCUUAGCUGACCUUGUCUUUUGAUCUGCAUCUCAUCUCACCUCGCUUGGGGCUCUUGGACUCGGACCCGCAGACACCCACCCGCUGCCCCAUCUCUAGCCAUUUGUCAAGCAUCUGGGGAACAAGAAGUGCUGAUAAGCUAUCUCUGGAUCCAGGAGUUAUCAGUUACAAGUCUUGGGUCACUAAGUCUAAAAAACAACUCUAGUCACUCCCGAAAACGGCCUCGUGUGCUCGCCAAUCACUUCUGUUAUAUGGAGAGGCAUUAGAAGUAUAAACCUCCAUAUUGCCCAUAUCAACUUUCAGUACUGGAGCCAUUUAAAGCUCUUGUCACUUAUAUUCAUCCAACGUUGACAACGUAGACAACCAAAGCCUGUGUCCGUUGAGUUGAUCGACGCCAAGAUACCUCUUUCGCUUGGACCACUCGAUGAUCAACGCCAUCGAUACCAAGCCAUUCCAGCGUCAGCCUGUUUCCAAUUUCUUCACACAACUCCAUCUAAUACCUUAAACAAUGGAUGAGGAUCAAGGGCCACAGUCCAUUGCGCCCGAGCAUGCGCCACCGAAAACAAUUGCUCAGCGUUGCAAUGGCCUCAAAAAGGCAUUCACUACCAGGCACGGCCUGAUUGGCGAUUACGACUAUGCCUUUCUAUUUCGACCAAACCUGCCUUUCAUGAAGAAGAGCGUCAACCCAAGUCCCUUCUUUGGUCUCAAUGACAAGAUGCCAGUUCUUUUGGGCUUGCUGCUCGGCUUUCAACAUGCAUUGGCCAUGUUAGCAGGUGUAAUUACACCACCGAUAAUCAUCAGCAGCAGCGCCAAUUUGCUACCUGAGCAACAACAAUACCUCGUCUCAACCGCUCUCAUCGUUUCUGGCAUCUUCUCUGCAGUCCAAAUCACUCGAUUCAGGCUUUUUGGUACACAAUACUACCUCGGUACUGGAGUUCUGUCUGUGGUUGGAGUCUCAUUCAGCGUUAUACCUGUCGCUCAAGGAAGUCUCGCUCAGAUGUACGCCAAUGGCUUCUGUCCUUCGGAUUCUGAUGGAAACCCCUUGCCUUGCCCUCAGGGUUAUGGAGCAAUUCUCGGUACCUCCGCUGUGUGUGCUUUGAUCAACAUCCUCGUCUCUUUUAUCCCCGCAAAGUUCUUGCUGAAGGUCCUGCCACCAAUUGUCACUGGCCCUACCGUUAUGCUCAUCGGUAUCAAGCUCAUCAAGUCGGGUUUCUCCAACUGGAUGGGUGGCAGCGGAGGAUGCAUGACUGCCACUGACGGCUUGUUUGCUCUUUGCCCCAACAUCAACGCACCUCAUCCUCUUCCCUGGGGAUCUGCAGAAUUCCUGGGCUUGGGUUUCUCUGUCUUUGUCGCUAUUAUCCUAUGUGAGCGAUUCGGCUCGCCCAUUAUGAAAUCUACCUCAGUCGUGAUUGGGCUCCUAGUCGGCUGCAUUAUUGCUGCUGCUUGUGGUUAUUUCGAUCGAUCUGGAAUCGACUCUGCCCCCGUUGCUUCGUUUGCCUGGGUACACACGUUCCCACUAUCAGUUUACGGGCCACUCGUGCUCCCCCUGAUCGCUGUUUACCUCGUCUGCGCCACCGAGGCUAUAGGCGAUGUCACGGCCACAUGCGACGUUUCCAAACUCGAGGUGACCGGAAAGACCUAUGAAUCUCGUAUCCAGGGUGGCAUCUUGUCUGAUGGUAUUGCUGGCUGUAUUGGUGCUCUCAUGACGAUGACUCCUAUGUCUGUCUUCGCUCAGAACAACGGUGUCAUUGUCCUCACCAGAUGCGCCAACCGCAAAGCUGGUCUUGCCUGCGCCAUGUUCCUGGUCAUCAUGGGUAUCUUUGCAAAGUUUGCGGCAGCUCUCAUUGCUAUUCCAUCAGCUGUUCUUGGCGGUAUGACAACCUUCCUCUUCAGUGCCGUGGCUGUAUCGGGCAUGUCCAUCAUUGUCCGUGGCGUCCCUUUCACUCGACGCAACCGCUUCAUUCUCACUGCUGGUCUGGCUCUGGGAUAUGGCGCAACGCUUCUACCCAACUACUUUGAUAAGAUCUUCACAUACAAGGGGGACAACCGCUCUCUUCAGGGUUUCCUCGACGCUAUUGUUCUUGUCAUGGAGACUGGUUUUGCAGUUGCUGCCAUCAUCUGUGUGAUCCUCAACCUCACGCUUCCUGAGGAGCUGGAAGAUGACAUUGAUGCAGCCCGUUCAGCGACCAAUGUCAUGAUCCAUGAGGAUACAGAGCAACAGAAUAAGGCCAUUGCAGGCUCAAGUCGGGAGCAUAGUAUCGAUCCGCAAAAGCAAAGUUGAAUGGGUAUAGGGAGAAACGUAUAAAAGCUCAGCAGGAAACAGGAUUCUGUACAUUUAUGAUGAAUAUCGGGUCAUUCAAAAUAUGAUGUCUCAUUUCAAGAAGCUCGGUCUCAGCAGAUGAAAAGUGAUGUUCAUUAAACAGCGUAAUCAUUCCAAUUCAUCAGCGACCUGACCUUAUCUAAGAAUCUCUCUUUCAGCUUUCCAAUAACGCCUAUAACCAAUGGCAACUCCCUUACUCCAGUACUCCGCGCCUCAUAAGGAUCAUCAAAGCUAUGCUUACACAAAGCAACACACCAGCCUAGUAAUUAUCCGUCAUGCCCUCACAUAUUAGACCCAUCAGCUCGUUACACCAUAGACCACAUGUGAUCUACUCUCGUAUCUCUGCUUGUGAAAGCUAUUCAUCUGUCUCCUGUAGUUCUCUUGAACCUCUCCCCAGAGCCCGCGGUGGCGUUCUUGUAUGCACUUGAGCAAGUCGCCUUCCUUCUUGAUCUUGCAAUGGCAGACGUUUGGUGUGCCACAGAACUUAGCUCGUGCCUGCGGAGUUGGAAAUUUGAUGCUAAGACGUUUGAGGUUGGGCCAGUUGACACUAUCGCUCGUUGAGGCAGGGUUGUUCAGCGCCAAACGUGCCAAGUUCCAAUCCAUCUCGCCGUCCGAUGGUGAUUGCUCGUAUCGUCGGGCUGAAAUAGGAGCAUCGCCCUUUUUCUUCUCGAUGGCCGCGAUGUCGCAGGAUGCCCCAUCUCUUCCAGAUCGGCGGCAAUUGCAGCGCUCUGGGUUCAUGUUUGUUUCGUCGUCAAUCUGAACCGUCACAAAUGAGAACUUGUCUCCUUGACGGUUCUGUGUGAAUAGGACCAGCAUUGGUUUGACUGGACGCUUGUGUAGAAGCCCUGUGGAGUUUGUCCCUGUUGAUAUACUGACACUGCGGACGUCGCUGUUGGACGAGUUGCUAUUGCUUGAAACGCCACUUGAGAUACUAAAAGAGCGUCCAUUGUUGGUCAUUGUUGUGCUGCUGGAUGGAGGCGGAAAGAGAGAGCUGGAACGACGAGGAGAUGGGGUUGACCCAACUGGCUUCCGUGGUGGAGACUGUCGCGGCGGUCCUGGUAUAGGGAAGAAGCCCUGUCUUUCAACAGGCGAGGACCCUAUUGGUUCUGGAGAAGUUCUUCCCGGCCACGAGCCGUAGAACUCGGGCCCUGUGGGUUGUCGCUGUGUUAUGGUUGGAAGGCUUGGGUGGCGACCAGGAGGGCCCAUGGCGAAGCCGUCUCCGCCGUUUCCAUAGGAAGAAAGCGUUUGCGCAGGUGACGCAAAUGGCCUGCUCGCAGAAAGGGGCGAACUUGGCAUGGCUCCCGAGGCAAGUGUCGAUAUGGAGUUUUGACGGCUUGAUGAAGUCUUGAUGGUGUUGACUGCGGCAUCGCUAUUAGUGACAAGCGAGCCCUCGGUGGAUUUGGGUAUCCAGAGUUGAAGACAAGCGUUCUCCAUGAUUGUCUCUUUGACGCCACCCAGAACGAAAAUGACUUGGCAGUCGUACUGCGUCGCAGAAGCCCAUGGCUUGAAUCCAGUAACCGCUUGUUGGAACUUCAGUAUAUCAGCUCCGUCCAUAAAAUCUAGUCUUGCGAUUCUUUCGUUCUGCCGUAGGAUGAUCUCUUGUGUCAUGUGAGUGCCGGUGGGCAAGGCGUAUUGUGGGUUGAAGAUCAUUGUAGUGAUAUCGAAGUCGAAUUUCUCAGCU
Messenger RNA from Fusarium odoratissimum NRRL 54006, 4889 nucleotides. RefSeq names its product NCS2 family nucleobase:cation symporter-2. Gene Ontology annotation, cellular component: fungal-type vacuole; membrane. The record is from RefSeq and is a predicted model, not a curated record. The transcript has 2 exons. The coding region runs from base 1397 to 3169 and encodes 590 amino acids. Gene Ontology annotation, molecular function: xanthine transmembrane transporter activity. NCBI's taxonomy places the organism in Eukaryota, Fungi, Ascomycota, Sordariomycetes, Hypocreales, Nectriaceae. Gene Ontology annotation, biological process: xanthine transport; transmembrane transport.